Molecule: messenger RNA, 474 nt
Organism: Hemiscyllium ocellatum (epaulette shark)
Lineage: Eukaryota; Metazoa; Chordata; Chondrichthyes; Orectolobiformes; Hemiscylliidae
Product: transcription factor HES-5-like
Exons: 3
Coding region: 1-474 (157 amino acids)
Biological process (GO): anterior/posterior pattern specification; regulation of transcription by RNA polymerase II; regulation of neurogenesis
Cellular component (GO): nucleus
Molecular function (GO): DNA-binding transcription factor activity, RNA polymerase II-specific; RNA polymerase II cis-regulatory region sequence-specific DNA binding; protein dimerization activity
Source: RefSeq, a predicted model, not a curated record
AUGGUCCUCAGAGAUUCCCACGCAAAAGCAAUGUCAAAGCCCAUCAUUAAGAAAAGGCGCCGUGAUCGGAUUAACAGCAGCAUCAACCAGCUCAAGACUUUACUGGGAAGGGAAUUCCAAACGGAGGAGCCCAAUAUGAAGCUGGAGAAGGCUGACAUUCUGAAAAUGACCGUGAAUUACCUGAAGUAUCACAGCCAACAGCUCCGAGCAAGCGGCCCGGCCAACACUCCGGAGCGUGACUAUAACGAAGGAUACUCUCGCUGUUUGCAAGAGGCCCUGCGCUUUUUCUCUGCCCAACAAGACAAGAGCGACAUUCAGAAGAAGUUGGUGACACGUUUCCAAAGAAGACAGCCACCGUGUCCGGCCAAGGCCUCCGUGACUUAUCCAGUCUGUCUUCUGUCCCCUGCUCCCUGUCAGAGCGGCAGCGAGCGGGCAGCUCAGUGUAGCCAGGCAGCCCUUUGGAGACCCUGGUAA